AUGAAUCCUGGAAGUGUGUUUGAAUUAGAUGUGGAUGAAAGUAGUGGGUGUUUUCGAAGGUUGUUUGUGGCAUUUCAUGGAUGUUUGAAUGGCUUUCAAUUUUGUCAUCCAUUGUUGUUUGUUGAUAGUACAUUUUUGAAGGGGCGUUACAAGGGGCAUUUGCUUGCAGCAACAUCAAAGGAUGGUAAUCAAGUUAAAUGUGCUUAUGCGCCAACUGUUGCUUCUUUCCAACAUUAUAUGGAGAAAUUGAGGCGUAUUAAUGGGAAUGGUAGAGUUAAUAGUAUGUUGGAUGGUUUGCAAAAUGAUAAGUGGGCCAAUGCAUUUUUUAGAGGGAAACGAUAUGGUGAGAUGUCAUCUAAUGCUGCCGAGUCUUACAAUAAUUGGAUUGGUGGGGCCCUUAUGGAAAAGAAGUUGGUGGACUCUUUGAAGCUAACUAAGUCUUGGGAUGUGAUUGUUGCUAGUGAUACUGUGCUUGAGGUUCAUUCUUCUAUUUCUUUUUAUGUUGAUAUUGGUAGAAGGACUUGUUCUUGCCAUGAAUGGCAAUUGAAUGGUUUUCCUUGUUGUCAUGUUGUGCAUGCUUUGUGUAGUAGUGGUAGAGAUAUGUACGAUUUCAUUGAUCAUUUUUUUCAUGUGGAUUGUUUUAGAGAGACGUACAAGGAAUCUUUUUAUCUAGUGCCUUCAAGUGAGAGAUUUGACUUUGAUGGUGCCGGUAGUUCGAUUAUCAAACCUCCUAUAACGAAGAAGCAGCCCGGACGGAACAAGAAGAAGAUGAUACCUUCUAAGGGUGAGAAUGUGAAGCAAAUCAAGUGUGAGAGGUGCUUGAAAUAUGGGAAUUACAAGAAGAAGACGUGCAAGGCUGCUAUUUGA
Molecule: messenger RNA, 867 nt
Organism: Camellia sinensis
Lineage: Eukaryota; Viridiplantae; Streptophyta; Magnoliopsida; Ericales; Theaceae
Source: RefSeq, a predicted model, not a curated record